AUGGCGGGCCAGUUCCGCAGCUACGUGUGGGACCCGUUGCUGAUCCUGUCGCAGAUCGUGCUCAUGCAGACGGUCUACUACGGCUCACUGGGCCUGUGGCUGGCGCUAGUGGACGCGCUGGUACGCAGCACCCCGUCUCUGGACCAGAUGUUCGACGCGGAGAUCCUGGGCUUUUCCACCCCGCCAGGCCGGCUCUCAAUGAUGUCCUUCGUCCUCAACGCCCUCACCUGUGCCCUGGGCUUGCUGUACUUCAUCCGGCGAGGGAAGCAGUGCCUGGAUUUCACUGUCACUGUGCAUUUCUUUCACCUCCUGGGCUGCUGGUUCUACAGCUCCCGUUUCCCCUCGGCGUUGACCUGGUGGCUGGUCCAAGCUGUGUGCAUUGCACUCAUGGCCGUCAUCGGGGAGUACCUGUGCAUGCGGACGGAGCUCAAGGAGAUACCCCUCAGCUCGGCCCCUAAAUCCAAUGUCUAGAGUUGGGCCCUUUGGACACUCUGCUGGCACUUGGGCCCCAUUGCCUGGGGCUGCUCAGAUCUCCAGAUGCGGUCUGGCCCAAGUCUGAGAGGAACCCUGGAAAUGUGAAGUCUGUUGGAGAGAUAGUGAGGCCCCGUCAUAAAGGCAGGUAGCAGCCAUGAUCACAGAGGCAAGGAUGGCCUCUCCUUGCCAAAGCCUUGAUAUCUGAAGGCCAGUAAGGGACCUCAUGGAGGGUAGUGACAGAUUUGGAACCAUGUCACAUGAGCCAUCAUACUGUCACCAGCCUGUUAUUUUAAAAAGAAAAAAAAAAUCAAGGAUAUCUGAUUGGAAUAAACCACUCUUCUCGUUGUCUGUCUUA
Molecule: messenger RNA, 829 nt
Organism: Apodemus sylvaticus (European woodmouse)
Lineage: Eukaryota; Metazoa; Chordata; Mammalia; Rodentia; Muridae
Gene: Sys1
Product: SYS1 golgi trafficking protein
Exons: 3
Coding region: 1-471 (156 amino acids)
Biological process (GO): Golgi to plasma membrane protein transport; Golgi to endosome transport; protein localization to Golgi apparatus
Cellular component (GO): Golgi membrane; trans-Golgi network
Source: RefSeq, a predicted model, not a curated record